Molecule: messenger RNA, 1929 nt
Organism: Cadophora gregata
Lineage: Eukaryota; Fungi; Ascomycota; Leotiomycetes; Helotiales; Ploettnerulaceae
Exons: 4
Coding region: 667-1878 (403 amino acids)
Molecular function (GO): FAD binding
Source: RefSeq, a predicted model, not a curated record
CUAUUAGUCGCAUUUUUACAAUGAAGAUAUAUCAAGUAAAGUAUGCGACGGCAUUUCUAUGUUAUUGGCCAACCUGUCAGGGUUCGCCAGAGCUUUACUUUCGAACUUAGUUUCCCUUUCUUAUCAACGUCUCGGAAGCAUGACACUGCGAGCCUUCGUGGGCUGAAGAAUGCCAAUACUGUCUCGCAGACGGAGUGGUACCACGGGCGUGAAGUGCAGAUAAGUAUUCAGUACUAUUCGCUCGUUGUUCCGUUCCGAAGCAUCCAAGCCACUGCAUUCGUGUUUUUCUUUUGCAGCUUUUGCGGGUUGCGGACUCGCAGCGGAAGCUGUUUGAACACUCAUCUUACCUGCUUCCUGGCUGCUGACACUUUCCCAUUUCCAAUUUAUCGCGAGGCGGUGUCCAUUUCCAUGAAAUCCACUCCGACUUUUCGUAACAAGAAUUGUCAUCUGUGGAUUAGAGAUGACAAUAGGUGUAAGACGUGGUGCUUGGCGAACGCCAUCUGCUGCCAUCUGCUCGCACCGACCAUCCAAUCAAGUUGACGGAAUCUUGUGCAACCUCAAUUUUUAUAUCUUCAUUUCUAAUCUGGUUCUCACGUCGCUCAACUUAUAAAGAGCAAUCAUGCCCUCAGCGAAAGAACUAUCAGCAUAUUCUCAUUCAGUGCUCAGAUGUCGGAACCUCUGCAUGUUCUCAUCAUUGGAGCUGGCAUCACCGGUUUACUCAUUGCACAAGGUCUCAAGAGGGCUGGCAUCAAAUACAGCAUCUUCGACGAAGAAGUCUCCCCUGAAAUCCGGAAACGAGAAUGGACCCUAAACCUGCAUUCUGCUCGCUCGGAUCUUAAAAAACUUCUUACGCCGGACUUAUAUUCGCGCCUCCGAGAAGCAUACACCGAUCCAAACCACAUAUGGAAAGAACUGGAGUAUACGCCAUGGUACAACUCAAAGACAGGAGAAGUCAUCCAUCGAAUUCCUAGGACGGAUACCAUCAACAUCUCGCGUCGACGGAUGAGGACACUCUGCGGCGACGGUAUCGAGGUAGAGUUCGGCAAAAGUCUUUCUGGAGUGUUGUAUGAAGGUGACAAAGUCACAGCUCACUUUUCUGAUGGAUCGGAUGUGCAAGGCGAUUUGCUGAUUGGGGCGGACGGGGUGAGGUCUAUUGUGCGAGAGAACUUACUAGGCGCUGAGAAGGCAAAUGGAACACCUUGUCAUGGGAACUUCACCACUGCAAUUGCGAAGUAUUCUGAUGCUGAGACGGCAUUGAGAGUCAGGAGCGGGGACUGGGAGGCUUGCAUCGGGUACCACCCAGAUGGAAUGUGUAAUAUGAUUGCCAUCUCAAAUGUGCCAGAUCCAGAUGAUCCCACGACCUGGGAAUUCAACAUCGCCAAUUCAGUGCUAAGCGAGCCACCUAAAGACACGGACAACGCAAGUCGACUACAGAAUGUCAGACUGCGAUGCGAGAACAUGGCAGAGCCAUUCAGAAGCUCUUUCAUGGAUCUUCCAGACUCCACGAGAGUUUUCAACGACAAGUUGUACUAUUGGAUACCAGUGCCUUGGGACAAUCACAGAGGAAAGACCACUCUUGCUGGAGAUGCCGCGCAUCCUAUGCCGCCAUUUCGUGGCCAAGGACUUGGCCAAAGCAUACGCGAUGCAGCUAACUUGGUCGAUUUGCUGAAGAAGCAUUCCUCGUCCGAAGAAGCUACGCUCUCUAAGAUCAUUGACGAGUAUGAGAAAGAGAUGAUUACACGUGGGGUACAGGAGGUGGAAUUAUCUCUCAAAGCCAUGAGUAUUGGUCACGAUUGGGAUAAGCUGAUGGAACAUCCUACCAUCAAGUUAGCAGGCAAGAAGAUAUCGGAUAUGAAAGAGGCGGUUCUGUCCAACUAGCUCUUCCGAACCGACGAGCAGCCACCAGCCAUCAAAUUGCAUAUUCUAUAA